AUGAAGUUUGUGCCACUUGCAAUUCAUCUUCAAGCAAUUGCAGAUUUGUAUGAGAAAUGCGCUCUACUUUCUGAAUAAUUGCAUGAGUAAAACUUUAAAACUGAUCAAGAUGCUAAGAGUACAAAUGAGAACACUCAGAAUUCUGAAAGCAUAGAAAUCGAUGAAAUCCAAAAUGUUUCUCCUAAAUCCUACGUAACUAAAACCAAAGAAUCUCUUAAAUCCAAUAUUAAAAAAAUCAAAACUCAAAAUCAUAAAAAAGUUUAGAGUUAGUGUUCAGAUUGCAGUCAAGUCUAUGAAGUUAAAGUAAAGAAGAAAGGUAAAAAACACAAGCAUACUUAAAAGACCAAAAAAAGUAGAUAAUUAAUCAAAAAACUAAGAACUUAACAAUAAUAAAAAUAAUUUGAAAUAGAUUUAAAUGAAAGAACUAAUAGUGAACAUUCUAUAACCAGCAAAAGUGAAAUUAACAAUAUUUGUACACUGGAUAAUUAAGAUCAAGGAGAUGAAAUUUAAAAUUAAGAUAGUCAAGAUGAAUUUGAAAUUUCAUUAUGA
Paramecium tetraurelia is the source of this 549-nucleotide messenger RNA. RefSeq lists its product as uncharacterized. Lineage: Eukaryota; Ciliophora; Oligohymenophorea; Peniculida; Parameciidae. The record is from RefSeq and is a predicted model, not a curated record. The transcript has a single exon.